AGCUCUAUAAAAGAAUUUCAUGAUUACACUGCAAUAUCAGAUUUUCGGCUAUUGAAUAGAAGAUUAUUAGAGCAUUGUCUUGAUCCAAAUCCAUAUAUUAGAAUCAAAAUUGAUUCAGUUGCAGAGUCUGGACUUUCGAAUGAUCAAUAUGUAACAGUUACUGUUAGUGGGGUUUUAGUCCCUACAGAUUCUGAUUGGGUUGCCAUGAUCUCACCUUCUAACACCAGUAUCACAGAUUGUAUUCUGGAUGAUGCCAUGUACCUUCAGACUGGAGAUCUAAGUAGCCUCCCUCUUCUUUGCCAUUAUCCUGUCAAGGCUCAAUACUUGCACAAUGAUCCACAUUUUCUUAGUUGCAAUAAGACCAAAUGCGAGGAAAGCAUUAAUGGCUUCUGUGUAGUAAGAACAUGCAGUGGUUCAUUGACAUUUCAUGUCAUUAACAUCAGAACUGAUAUAGAGUUUGUGUUCUUCACUGGGGGAUUCGAUACACCUUGCAUUUUAAGAAGAACACACCCAGUGAAAUUUUCUAAUCCAAAUGCUCCUUUGUAUGGUCAUCUCUCAAGUGUGGAUUCUACUGGAGAAUCGAUGAGAUUAACAUGGGUGAGCGGAGAUCAUAACCCUCAACAAGUUCAAUUUGGGAAUGGAUACUCCCAAACAUCAGAAGUUACCACCUUUACACAAAAUGAUAUGUGCAGUAGCGUGCUACCAAGCCCGGCCAAAGAUUUUGGAUGGCAUGACCCUGGCUAUAUUCAUACUGCACUCAUGACAGGACUUCAACCUUCAAAAUGUUACUCCUAUAGAUAUGGAAGUAAUUCAGUUGGUUGGAGUGAUCAUAUUCAAUUUUGGACACCACCUGCAGGGGGAUCAUCUGAGCUCAAAUUUAUUGCAUUUGGGGACUUGGGGAAGGCUCCUCAUGAUGCCUCUGUUGAGCACUACAUUCAGCCAGGAGCAAUAUCAGUGACGGAAGCCAUAGCCAAAGAAGUUGCAACAGGCAACGUCGACUCCAUUUUCCACAUUGGGGAUAUCAGCUAUGCGACAGGCUUUUUAGUGGAAUGGGAUUUCUUCCUUCACCAAAUAGUACCUCUGGCAUCUCAUGUUACCUACAUGACUGCAAUUGGUAACCAUGAGAAAGAUUAUGUCGACUCAGGAUCAGUCUACAUAACUCCAGACUCAGGAGGCGAAUGUGGAGUUGCUUAUGAAACCUAUUUCCCUAUGCCUACUAUUGCUAAGGACAAGCCAUGGUACUCCAUAGAACAAGGGCCUGUUCAUUUCACUGUGAUGUCUACUGAGCAUGAUUGGAACCCAAACUCAGAACAGUACAAAUGGAUGGAAAUGGAUAUGGGUUCGGUUGAUCGAUCAAGAACUCCUUGGCUAGUUUUUCAUGGGCAUAGACCAAUGUAUUCUUCCAUAUCAGGAAUACUUCCAAGUGUAGAUAAAAAUUUUGUCACAGCUGUGGAACCUUUACUAAUGGACUAUAAGGUGGAUCUAGCUCUCUGGGGCCAUGUCCAUAACUAUGAAAGAAUGUGUGCCGUUUAUCAAAGAGAAUGCAAGGUCAUGCCUACAAAGGAUGCAAAUGGGACCGACACAUAUAAUAAUACAAAUUAUAGUGCUCCGGUUCAUGCAGUUAUUGGAAUGGCAGGAUUUACACUAGACCAGUUCCCUAGCAAUGCUAGCGAUGCUAGUUGGAGCUUAGUUAGGAUUGCUGAAUUUGGAUAUGUAAGAUUUCACGCAACAGUGGGAGAGUUAAGAGCUGAGUUUGUGAAUGCAAGCACCAUGAUGGUUGAGGAUCGCUUCCGCUUCAUCAAAAGUUAAGACUUGGAUUUCUGUGUAUGUGAGUUUUCAUUAAUGUGACAUAGAGCAUUUCGUUCGAGACCAUCGUGGCUAGUAGGGGUUGUACAUGUGGAGUGGCAACUGAUAAUUUCAAGUUGAUCUGCCUGAAAUUGUUCCUAGGAUUUGUAUU
This is a messenger RNA of Macadamia integrifolia, 1957 nucleotides long. RefSeq names its product probable inactive purple acid phosphatase 27. Gene Ontology annotation, molecular function: metal ion binding; acid phosphatase activity. The record is from RefSeq and is a predicted model, not a curated record. The transcript is spliced from 12 exons. The annotation marks the transcript as partial. NCBI's taxonomy places the organism in Eukaryota, Viridiplantae, Streptophyta, Magnoliopsida, Proteales, Proteaceae.